Molecule: messenger RNA, 2068 nt
Organism: Conger conger (European conger)
Lineage: Eukaryota; Metazoa; Chordata; Actinopteri; Anguilliformes; Congridae
Gene: stx1b
Product: syntaxin 1B
Exons: 10
Coding region: 222-1088 (288 amino acids)
Biological process (GO): exocytic insertion of neurotransmitter receptor to postsynaptic membrane; intracellular protein transport; vesicle fusion
Cellular component (GO): plasma membrane; endomembrane system; SNARE complex
Molecular function (GO): SNAP receptor activity; SNARE binding
Source: RefSeq, a predicted model, not a curated record
CGCGCUGCGGGACCACACUGCACCGCUUCGGAGGACCCACAAACACCGUAUACGGGGGGAUAGAGGAAGAAAAAAAGGACAGCGAGGGUUCAUCGGGGAAAAGGAACCCCGAAAGACGACUAUCAGCAAAAACUAUAAGAGACGGACACUAGGAAAAGGAGAAAACGGACGAGGCAGCAAAAUCCAAGCUAUAAUAUUUUAGCCGACACGGCGUGGAAACAAUGAAGGACCGUACGCAGGAACUACGAAGUGCUAAGGACAGCGAUGACGAUGAAGAGGUUGUCCACGUUGACAGGGACCAUUUUAUGGAUGAGUUCUUUGAACAGGUGGAGGAGAUCCGGGGCUGUAUAGAGAAGCUGUCGGAGGACGUGGAGCAGGUGAAGAAACAGCACAGCGCCAUCCUGGCGGCACCCAACCCUGACGAGAAGACUAAGCAGGAGUUGGAGGAUCUUACUGCUGACAUCAAGAAGACGGCCAAUAAAGUGCGCUCAAAAUUAAAAGCAAUCGAGCAGAGCAUCGAACAGGAGGAGGGGCUGAACAGAUCGUCAGCAGACUUGCGGAUCCGUAAGACACAGCACUCUACGCUGUCGCGCAAGUUUGUGGAGGUGAUGACCGAGUACAACACCACGCAGUCCAAGUACAGAGACCGCUGCAAGGACCGCAUUCAGAGACAGCUGGAGAUCACUGGGAGAACAACUACCAAUGAGGAACUAGAAGACAUGCUGGAGAGCGGCAAGCUUGCCAUCUUUACCGAUGAUAUCAAAAUGGACUCCCAGAUGACCAAACAGGCGCUGAACGAGAUCGAGACCCGCCACACCGAGAUCAUCAAGCUGGAGAACAGCAUCCGUGAGCUGCACGACAUGUUCGUGGAUAUGGCCAUGCUGGUGGAGAGCCAGGGUGAAAUGAUUGAUAGAAUUGAGUACAACGUGGAGCACUCAGUGGACUACGUGGAGCGGGCUGUGUCCGACACCAAGAAAGCUGUGAAAUACCAGAGCCAGGCCCGCAAAAAGAAGAUCAUGAUCAUCAUCUGCUGUGUGGUCCUGGGAGUGGUGUUGGCGUCCAGUAUCGGCGGAACGCUCGGCUUUUAGAAACAAGAAAAUCCAGAAAAACAAAAACUCAUGACAAAACACCAGAUAAGACAAGCAUUAAAAACAGGGGUGGGUGGGACUUCAAACACAGACACAAAAACAGACAUAAAAAUAUAUAUAAUAGCAGACAAAAUAACUAUUAAACAAAAGAGGGUUAUACAAAUAAAACGCAAAACUUAUUAUGUACAUGUAAAUGUAUUGAACAUAAGAAACAGCACAUGGUUUAGCUAUCUGUAAAAAAAAAAAAAAAAAAAAAGAUACUACAGAAAAAAAAACAUUUUUUUCUUAUUUUUUAAUAGUUUCUCUCUUUUUGGGGGGAUCUCCAGGACAGUGCUAGUAACUGCUAAAUUCCGUGUGUUUCCAGGAACGUCUUCAGGUCUGUAGUCUAGAUUAAGGCACAAAAACUGUACAGGAACUGAUGGAUAGAUAAAUUGUAUAACUCCAUAAAUAUCAAUGAUCUUGUUUGGUUCGGAGGAAGUUUGGGACUCGGGGAAGUUGCAGUCCAUCGGGUUCUGAGAGCGCGUUUUUACCGCGGGGGGGCUCACCCCUCCGGCAGGUGUCCCGCUAAGAGAGAAACUGAACCUUCACGCAUGCUUGACUUGAAACCGUAUCAUUUCCACACUACAGCAAAGAGCUGCGGCUGACAAGCACACACCCAUGGCACUGUUGGAGAAGCAGAUUAGGCUGAAGACUGCUGGACUUGAACCCCCACUGGGGUGUGUUGCCACGGUCGUGUUUGUGAAAGCCUCGCCCUCUACUUUCAUAUUGUCUGUUGUAGUGAAACCUCUGCAGUAGUCAAGGAAAACAAACCGGAAAACACUCAUUUAAAACAAAACUUUAAAAAAAAUAGUUAAAAAGUCAGCCAACUCCAUAGGGCUGCGGUAGAUACAGAAACGGAAACUGAGAGGCGGGAAAUGUACCCGAGAAUGGCAAGAUCUGUGACUGAUGAGAGACAAGGGUGAAAGAAGACUGAAAGGAAG